UAGAGCGUAUAAAGCUUGUUCGCUGCUAAUAGGGUUUUUAUAAUCCCGCCAUCUGCUUCCAAGCUCGCCGCCGAUUGUCGGAACUCGAAAAUGCCGUCUCACAAGACUUUCAGAAUCAAGAAGAAGCUCGCGAAGAAGAUGAGGCAGAACAGGCCAAUCCCGCACUGGAUCCGCCUGAGAACCGACAACACGAUCAGGUACAAUGCGAAGCGCAGGCACUGGCGUCGCACCAAGCUAGGGUUCUGAGGUGCUUUCGAUUUAAUUUUCAAUGUUCAUUUACCUUGACUUUUUUAAGAUUGAGAACUUGAAUUUUCGUACAAUUUUUGUAGUUGAGCAACUGAAAUCUAGUUCAUCUGAUAUUUUUGUUUAAUCAUCACUACACUCAAGUUUGAAGUGCUUUCGAAUGGAGUGAAUUUACUGUCGA
Messenger RNA from Cucurbita pepo subsp. pepo (vegetable marrow), 424 nucleotides. RefSeq names its product large ribosomal subunit protein eL39. Gene Ontology annotation, molecular function: structural constituent of ribosome. NCBI's taxonomy places the organism in Eukaryota, Viridiplantae, Streptophyta, Magnoliopsida, Cucurbitales, Cucurbitaceae. The record is from RefSeq and is a predicted model, not a curated record. Gene Ontology annotation, biological process: translation. Gene Ontology annotation, cellular component: ribosome; cytosolic large ribosomal subunit.